Molecule: messenger RNA, 8925 nt
Organism: Symbiodinium sp. CCMP2592
Lineage: Eukaryota; Dinophyceae; Suessiales; Symbiodiniaceae
Source: the annotation of a GenBank genome assembly
AUGCCGAAGGCUUUCGGCUUGCAAGUCUCGCCCAGCCCGGUGUUGCGGAAUCUACUGCAGCACUACCCAAGUGGAGGUCAGUUCAUAUCGGAAGCCUUACAAAAUGCAGAAGACACGAACAGGUCCAAGCAUUUUCGUGCUCUUCUGGAUUUGCAACAGCACCCGAAAGUGAAGAUCAGACAAGACCACCGGCCAUGGCGGCAUCGCUUGCAAGGUCCUGCGUUUCUGUUCUAUGAUGAUGGCGGGUUUGCGGACAGAGAUUGGGAAAGUCUUCAAAGGAUUUAUGACAGUGAGAAGACGCAUUCACCGAGUGAAGUUGGAAAGUAUGGAAUGGGCUCGCGCUCCUUUUUCCAUAUCGGUGAUGUGAUACAGAUUGUCUCUGGUAGCUCGUAUGCCAUCUUGGAUCCUGAUGAAAGGGUAUCGGAAAAGGGUCACUUUGGCUCCCGUGUGGAUUUCGUCAAUGAAAGGUUCAAUGGCAAGCGAUUCAGUGAGAGCUACCCUGAUGAGUGCGCUCCUUUCCGCGGUCUUUUUGGGUGUACAAUGGACAGACACUUCAAAGGAACCAUUAUCCGUGUUCCCCUUCGGCUGGAGGCCUUUGCACGCGAGUCCAGCUUCAUGCCCAAGGCCUUCUCCGUACAGCGAGCUAGGAACGUCUUUCAGGACUUCGAGCAAGAGAUGGCUUGCGGCCGCAUGGCGCUUUUCCUUCCUCGCCUUGAAGAUAUCCAACUUCUCAUCCGUGAGCCAGAUGGAGUACUGCGAUGUACCGCGUCUGUACGCAUUCAAAAGGCUCGAGCAGGGCAAGUUGGCUUGGUCGACGUCAAGAAUUACUUGGCAGAAUUUCAGACCUUUGAGCAUCUCCAGGAAGCCUUGAAGACUCCUAACUCAGCUCCAAGAGUCUACGAAGAAGUGAGGUUGAAGUCCAAGGGCAAGGAAGGUGAGAAAGAGACAAGUUGGAUGCGAGUUGGCAAUUUUUUCAGCUCUUCUCUACAGGAGCUUCCAGAGGAGGUGCCUUUUGUAUGUCUUGCCAUGCCACUUGAUGGACCUGUCGAUGGCCUGGCCUUUGCGCAUUUGCCCCUUCCAUCAUUGAAGACAGGACUCCCUGUCCAUUUGCAUGCUGGCUUCGCCUUGCAAGCAAAUCGUCGGGGAAUCUGGCGAUUUGCUCCUGAUUUAGAUGGAGAACAUCAGAUUUGGGCAGAGUGGAACGAAGAGAUCCUUGAGAGCGUGGUGCCCGAAGUCUACUCAGAAGGCCUCAAGAGUCUCCAGGCAGAGCUUGAUUCGGACACAUGGUUCGGGCUUUGGCCGAACCCUGAGCUGAAGAAGCAAGAUUUCCAGGUCGUAGUGACAGGUUUGGUUCGGCUCCUCCGUGGUGAACAGAUCCUUCAAACAUCCUUGGAAGCCUGGGUGUCUCCUGAGAGCGCGCAGCUGCUGGACCUGCCAACACCUGCUUUGGAAGAAUGCCGGGACGACCUGGAAGAGCUGUGCUUGCAGGCUGGCAUGAUGAUCGUGAACCUUCCAGAUCAUGUGGCGAAGCUGCUGAAAGAUCACGAAGCCAUUCUUACGAAGGAUGCGUUUAGCGCGAUUAUAGAGGCUGUGCUACGAAGGGAUUGCCAGCACGAUCAGCGCCUGCGGAUUUUGUUGGCGCUGAUGCAGUUGGCUGACAGCUCCUUCAAUCACCGUGAAAUGACCUUGCUUGCUACCGAAUUGGUUGAUCUUCCAUGGAUCCCCGCUAUCAGUGGAGUUUGGCGUGUUUUGCGGCAAUGUGGGUUGAGGCAGCAAAUCACAUGGGAGGAUGCGCUUGAGGAGGCUCGCCACAUUGAGAACACAAGCAACCAGAAGCUGUCCAAACUCUUGUUCAAGCACCUUGAGAACUCGCAUGUGACCAUGGAAGGAAACAAACAGCGAUGCUUACUGCAGCUGCGGGCGUUGAAAUGGGUUGCUGCUCACCCAUGUCAAUCUCCUGCAUCAACCUGGAGUCCAGAGCAGAGCAGGGGCAGCACUUCGGUAGCACUGUCAGAUGCUUUCCCGGCCUCAGAUUUCCCCUUGGUGUGGGCGGUCCAGACAACCCUCCAUUCGGAUAUGCCACCACCAAGCCUGUUGCAAGCUGGGAGGUCUGCCAGGAAAGAGCCGGAUGUUCUUGUGGCCCAGCUAGAAGCAUGUGCUCGAGCAGUGCCGGAAUUAUCAGGUCAGUCAAAUGCAGGAAUUUCUGGAAAGAUGUGGUCGUUGGCUCGUAAGGUGUUCGGCUCCGCACGUGUGCGUGAAGCUGCUCCUGAUGCAUUUCGGCACAUCCGGGUGAUCUUGAGUGAGUUAUAUGAUUUGGAAGGGCAUGCGGCCCGGGGGUCAUCACAAGCCUUUCAGACCUUGCUGCCUGCCUUCGGGAUUGUGCACCCCGAAGCUCACCGGUUUGCUGCAGCAGUUGGUGUGCCAUGCCAGCCCGACAUAGCAGCUUUGGUGGAGACCAUCCCACGCUUCGGUUUGGACUUGGCCGUGUGCCUGUGCGCAGAGCUAGCUGAACAGGCGCACGCUGAGAACUUUCGAGAUCAUCUCAAAGGUUUGAGUGUGCCGACCAACAGCCAGAAGUUUCUGCCGCUUGAAAGGGUAUACAUCAACGAUGCAAGCUGGAAGGGGUCUGACGACCUUCAAACCUUGGAUGACCGCAUUUCACAUGCCCAUGGAAGGGCGCUUGGCUGCAAAUCUGUGCGAGAGAAACUGAAGCAGGAAUGUGAGGCUGGUGCAGACGACGAGGAUGGCUUCGGUCAAGAAGCAGAUUUGGUUGACCAGGUGAAGCUGAUUUUGAAGGACUAUUCAAGCAACAGUGAUGUUGUUGCGGAGUUUGUCCAGAACACGGAUGACUUCGGUGCUACAGAACUGACCUUUGAGCUGAAUAGCCAGGCUUUCAGAGAUGAGCGAGUCGUGGAUUUGCGAUGCAAAGAGUUACAAGGGCCUGCCCUUUAUAUUCUGUCCAACAAACCCUUGCGCGAUGAGGAUAUCAAGAACAUGCAGAAAGUGGGCCGAUCUACAAAGGCCUUCGACUUUGCAAGCACUGGUCGGUUUGGUGUGGGCAUGAACGUGAUGUACCGCUACACUGACUGCCCCCAGCUUUUUGCAAAUGGGCGUUUGCACUUCUUUGAUCUGACCUGGAGCUUCGUUGCCAAGAAAGGUGGGAAACGUGGCGAGAAGUUCCACAAGCAUAAGUUGGAAGAUAUGUUUCCUGAUAGUGUCCUUCCCUUCCAAUCCUACGUGGACAAAUUCCCAGUGAUUUUUCGCUUGCCUUUGAGGAAGGAGAGAUCACAGCUGGGCGAGAAGGUAGAUGUUAAGUCAGUGGAAAGAGACCUACACGAUAUUUCGUCUAACGCGUGGUCCAUGUUGCUCUUCGCUAAGUGGCUCAAGAAGUUUCGCGUUCAGACCGCCCAGGGCACCAUUUCAGAGCAUAUUGCAACCAUUGGCGAUGCAGCCCAAAACCGGAGGCAUGCGCAGUUUUUCUCUUCCUUGCCAGCCGAUGUCCACCAGCUCCAAGAUUUGACAGACAACGCAGUUUGCUUCACGAAGCGGAUCCGCAGCACGUCGUUGCACAAGGCCUCAACACCGAGGACUUCCGAGCGCAACUGGGUCGUCGCAUUUACCUUGGCCCCAUCGCAGGGAAGAUUGCGACAGCUUUGCAUUGACUACUUCAAUGCCGCUUUGGGUGGUGCGUUGUUGCCACUUGCAGGGGCUGCUGCCCCACUGGACCUUGGCGAAUCCGAGGGAAGGAUGCUUGUGCUGCAUCCAAUUCACUGUUUGUGGAAACAUGUGAUGAGCAACUGUAUUGCUGAUUUGCUGCGGGUUGCCAACUCCUUUGCGGAGUGGCAGCAGGAGCGGCAGUGGAACCUGGAGCUGCUCCAGUACCCCGCGGCCUUGAGCUUGAAAUCAGUGAUGCUGGAGUGUCGAACGAUGGUGAAGUCGAGGGAUCAAGUUGAUCCUUUCUUCCAGUUGCUCCCAUGCAAUCGAGCAACACAAGCUGAAGCAGAGUUGGCUGUUGGGGCCUUCUGUGCCGCGCUGAAGGAGGACAUUUUCCCUGUACUUUCUUGUAAAGAUUCUGAGAGAAUCACGGUGCGUUGGGUGCCAGGGCCCAGGCCAUUGCUCAGAGCACCGCAACUGUGUGACAAGCUGCAAGAUGCCCUGGCUUUCGAUGGCAUGGACAUAGUGUCAUUCCCAUCAAGUGCUUUGAAUGCCUACCAGCAGGCGCUGCAAUACCUUGGGUGGCAAGAAGAGCAACGGUUGGGUGCUGCUGAACUCUGCGGCUUUUUGGCAGAGCGGUGGGCAGCGAGGCAGCCUUCGGUACGUGCAACGGUGCAGUUGAAGCAGGUAGGGAUGGCGUCACUGUGUGAUUGCAAGUCAGUGCUUGCAUUGCUUACCUUUGCAAUGCCGAAGGGCAAUCCUUCCUUAGUGCAUCCUUGCCAGCAUCUUGAAGGCGUUCCGUUGUUGCUGACCCACGGCGGAGCAUUAUCCGCAUUCAGUGAGGAGAAUGUUCGGUUCUCCAGUGACCGCGACCUGAUUCCCAAUCACCCUGAUCUUUUUCUUCAUGCCAACGCCGGGAAGAUUUUUGCGGCGGUUGCUGGCACAGUCGAGGCACCUGGUAUCAGGCAACUUGAAUUAGAUGACCUGGUGCCAUACAAGAAGGAAGUAGAGGCCAUGGCUUUUGCAAAGCCAUUUUUCCAGGAGAGUCCCUACUUGAAGCACCUUCUGCAUUACAUGUCCCGCAAAUCGGAAACAGAAUAUUCCUUUCGUACCAUGAAGUCUUGGCGCAUUCUUCCGGUGUACAGCAUCGCGUCGCAGGCCCAGGUGGUUCCUUUGGACCUGGCAAGCCAGACAGUGGCCAUAGCAACAGAUGCUCAGGCGAAAUGCGCACCUGCACUUUUGCAAGCUGGACUUCUUUUGCUGCAGUCCGGCGUUCUGGACUGCGCGAAGCCUCUCUUAAUGUCAAAGGUGGUGAGGACUGAUAGGGAUGUGAUCAAGUUGUUGGUUGGAGGCCGAGAUCGCUUGACUAAUAUGACAGAGGAGGAUCGACAUGAAUUGCUUGUCUUCUUCUCCUCUCUUGCAGUCUCAGCAAGGGAUCAGCUAUCGUUUGCUGAUAUCAACAAGCUUCCGCUCUUCAAGCUCGCCAAUGGAGGCUUCACAUGCCUUGAUAAGACGGAUGUUGACUAUUGUUGCCUACAUCCAGAUGACGCGCAUGCUGCCGCUCUAGAACGCUUGAUGCCAUCGAGCUCAGUGUUGCUGUCCUUCCCAACUGAUCCAACGCGGCCAAUUUAUGACUUCAUGAAAGUUCAGGUGUGCAACGGAGAAGACUUCAUGGUGAGUUUCAUAAUCCCACAGUUGCCGAAGCUGUGUCGCAACAGUGACUUCACAGCCAAGCCUUACUUGGACGAGUUGUACAGCUUCGUCGUUAAAGACAGGUCCCAGAGGGUGACGGACGCUGCAAAGGACAUGGCCUUCGUGCCAAGUGAAGCUGGCACUUUGAAGACGGCAAGCUCUUUGAUUGAUCCCGAGCUGCCUGUCGCACAGCUCUUUGCAAGUUGCUUAACGGACAAUUUGCCAAUCUCCUGGCUCCAGGAUGCAGGUUUCUUGAAGCUACUUCGAGUGUUGGGGAUGAAGCGGUACAUCCCAGCACCUUUGCUGCUCCUGUGCGCUGAAGAUUUGCAUGAGCGCCGUGAUCAGACGAUCACGAAGGCUUUGAAAGAGAAGUCCUUUCACCUCGUUGAAUCCGUGGCCCAUCAGCUCGCCGAUGCCUUCUCAAAAAGCAACGUGGGUGAGAGGUCUUCGUUGGUCAAGGCUACAGAGCUGAACAUCUUGCUCACAUCUUCGAUUGCUUCAGAUUAUCUGGCCAAGGAAAUUGAAGACAGCAUGAAAUCACCAGGGCCAGCGUUGUGGGAGAGAGGCACCGUGAAGCUUCGCCCAUUCCGGCGGACAGCAUUACAUGAGUCAGUUUGGUUGCUGUGGAGCGUUUGCCCAGUGGCGGUCCACAAAAAGCCGUCGGGAGAAGAUCAGGCUCCACAACUAGAGCAUCUCAUCAAGUCCCACGCUGAAGAAAUGCACUCAGUGCUUGGAGCUUAUAUCCGGCCCACAGAUGUUCCGUUCCCUUCGCUUGCGCAGCACAUCUUGAACCUCUGCUCAAUGCCGUUUCCCAAGCAAGAAGAGCUCGCCCCAGUCCGCGGAAGCCGGUUUUGCAAAGAGGUGGAGGCAUCCUUGGCAGAGGCAAAUAGAAGAAAUCUGAAGCUUGAUGACCAGAAGUGUCUCAACGGCUUCUAUGCAGAAAGAGCGCGCUGCGUAAGAAUUAGGCAGCGAGAUGCGGCAGAGAAGCCCGAGAAAGAUUUGAUACUUCUGGCAAGCCCCAGGAGAUGCUUUUUCUUUGAAGGGACGAGCUGCAAAGUGUCUGACUUCCAGGGACACUUGCGCCAAGCCGACACCAAGCACGAAGACUUGUACAGGUGUAUGGGAGUGAAGGACAGCCCAGAUGCUCAUGCAUUUGCAGCAGUGACCCAUCGAGUGAAAGAGCAGAUUCAACACAGCGAUCAGAUCAUCGGAGAUGCUAUCGAAGUCCUGCAUACCUGUGUGGAGGGCUUCCACGCGUGUGUCCAGUCUGGAGACAAGUCAUUGGAAUGCUUGGAAAGCAUCAACUUCUAUUUGCCGUACAAGCUUCCAGGCGGACCGUUAAAUGGAAAACUGGAGAUGGAACGGGCUUCGGAGCUUGUGUGGAUGGACAUGGGCUGCUGGAGAGGCCGUUUUGGCAGCUCUGAGGUGCAAGCCCGUUGCUGCUACAUUCCUGCAAUUGAAGGAAAGGACAUCAAGGUUGAGAUGAUGAAGUCGUUAUCUUGGGCUGGCUUGCAGCCGGUUUCCGAUCUUGUUGAAGAAGCUGUUGCAAGCGAAGUGAUGCUUUCCGAUCCCUUUCCUGGCAGCAUACAGGCUGCAGUCCGAAAGCUCCUUUCGUCUCCGCUGAUGCUACCAGCAAUGGAGGCAAUCUUGCGGGGCAGUUCGCUUGGCGAGGAGGGCAUUCCGGACAUCCUGACGACAUUGGGAAAUCAUUUCAGCUCCGAGGUCAGAUCAGUGUCGAGCCAGAUUGAGACUCUGCUACGUUGGAAAGAUGGCCAACGCAAAAUUGAAGGAAGCGAACAAAAGAAGACUGCGGUCCAUUGGUCUGGCCAACUCCUGAUCAGUGAAGAUGCUUUACACCAUCCAGAUCAACUUGCGAGCGACUUGUUCGCUGGGCUCUGCCAGAUUCCCGGUCUGCUUCCCUGUUUGAGCCUUCCGGAAGUAGAAAGGCCUGUGCAAGGGCUGCUGAAGCUUGUCUCCUCCGAAGGUCCGGAGGGCAUUCCUGGGAUCCUGAAGGCAAAUGGCAUCAAGCACGAGCUGGACGUGCAAGUGUAUCUUGGCAUCGGUGACCGAUUGCCGGACUGCCUGUGUGAGAAGCUCAUGUAUGCGAUGAACGUGGCUUUUGAGGACCGCGAAUAUGUGGUGGCCAAUGUGGAGGGCAUCUUUCGCAUUGGGCGCGUUGCCAAAUGGGAGGAUGGCCUUGACAACGGCCCAUCAAUGCAGAGCAGUAGCGUCUUGAUGCGGCGCUACCGAGUCCAAGUUUCGCCGAAGGGUCGGCACCAAAUCUUGUGCCAUGUAGAUCUGUACAAGAUUUGGAGUGGAGGCUCUGAGAUUCCAGACUUCCAGAUCCUCGACGGUGAUUGGGUGGUCAGCAACCCAGGUGGUCCCGCAAGUGAUGGCAGAAGCGGAGUAGGCUGUGAUGAUGCAGCGACGUUGAAGCAGGUCAAGGGCCAACUUCGCCAGAUGGCAAAGAUGGACCCCGAUAGCUACAAGAAGUAUUUGCGCAGAUUGUUUUUGACUUGGCAUCCGGAUAAGUCCGGAAACACGCCCUUCAACAAUCUCAUUUUCCGGAUGCUGAAGAUUCAUGAAGCUUGGUAUCGAGGAGGCGGGGGCGAUGAUGGUUGGCUGGAUGAGUUUGGGAACUCUCAAGAAGGCACUUCCCAAGAAGAUCCCCCUGCGGAUUCAGAGGCUGAAGCUGCACCACAGGAGCCCAAAAGAAAGAGUGGAAAGCGCUUCCACGAGCCAUCAUCGCAGGCGUCCUGGUUCCAAGAGUUUGAACGGGACUGGCAGAGCCAACAUCAAGCUCGGCGCCCGGGCAAGCCGGCUGCGCCAGUGAAGAUCUUUUUCUGCCCUGAGCCGCAGAGGUGGACCUCGCCAAGGACGGUGAACGAAGUGGCGGCAUCAACUUGGCUUUCCCAAGCAGAGUAUGAUCUUCAGGUCAUGCAGCACCUCAAGGACGCUUCAGAUUCGAUGGGGCCCCCAUUCUCAUCGGCCACAAUCUUUCAGGCAUCUCAGGUGGUGGAGAAGGCACUGAAAUCGGCCAUGCUACACACCUGCGGUUUGGCAAAGGAAGAGUUUACUGGUCAGGAGGCCCACAAGCUGGUUCUGUUGCAUCAGAAGCUGAAGGAAGCUGGCGCUGAGACGGGUCCCCAACGGCAAGCCCAGGAAGAAUUGCCUGGGACAGCUUCUGACAUGAAGUGGCUGCAGGAUGCCUACUUGGCCAGCCGAUACCCUAAUGCAAGUGGAGGUCAGAUCCCUGCUCUUGUAUAUGACGUUGGAGAUGCUGAAAGAGCCGGCCAGCUCGCUGAGCAAGUGGUUCACUGGGCCAAAACCUUGGAAGAUUUGCCGGAGCCAAGACAGAACCGCCCUUGUUCGACAGCGGUGCCGCCGCCCAGAGUUGCCCCUAUUGCUCCCGCCCCACCUCCCGGUCCAGUCAUCUCCACACCUCCCAGAGCCCCCUCAGUGCCAAAGGCACUGAGCAACCGGGAACCUAUGACAGCUCCUCCCGCGGCUCCUCCUCUCACGGCCAACCCCAGAAAGAGGAAGUUGGGGGACACUCCAAGGAUGUUGGAGCAAAGUUAA